AUGCAAUCAGUCAAAGCUGUACCUCAAACUACUUAAGUACUACCUAGUUAUUACUAACUUGGAGUACCUAACCCUGCCUUGUAUGAACAAUACCAAAAAGCAAGAGCAAAGCUACAAGACAGUGGAACCACUAGCUUACCAGAUUCAGUGAAAGGCAAUUCUUCAAGAAAAACCACUGCACAGAACUUUAUGAAGAGAAGAAAGAACUCUCCGAAGUUCAUUGAAGAUAUCAAGGAUAAUGAGAAGGGGUAUAAAACAACAGAAAACAGCAAACUUGAUCUCCAUACUAAAACAUUGCCUUCAACACCUCAAGAUGUUGAAAUGGAGGACCAAGAUGACAAACCACUUCACAAAGAUUCACUAGAGCUACCUUAGAUUUAGCCUACUAGAAAGUUAAUGCCUCAAACCAUCAAACCCUUAAAACUAGAGACACCUAAGCUGAAGCAUACUGGGAAUACGUUUUAGAAAUGCUUUUUAGAGAAAUUCUCAGUGAAAAAUUUUGCAGCACAGCUUGGAAAGAGAGAGAUGAAUAAUCCAUUUAAAGCAAAUUUGAUUAGAACAGAGGAGAAGAACUAUUUGAAUGAGUACUGGUUUGACUACUUCAAUGACUUGAGACAACAAGAGAUCAGGUCAAUGGUGGAAGAUCCGUUGAAGAAUCACCCAGAGAACACCAAGUAUCUAAGAGCUCACUUUGUCAACUGGAUUUUCCACGUUAACCAGUGCCUAGACAAGAAAGACACCACUCUACCUUACCUGGCUCUGAACCUGAUGGAUAGAUUCUACAAGCACCAAACAAUAUCGCAAUCAUACCAUCAGCUGCAGCUAAACGGAGUCACUUGUCUAUUCAUAGUCUCCAAAGUUUUUGAGAUUGUGCCCAUUGAUUUACCGCAGAUGAUUCAAGAGUUGUGCAGGGGCAAGUACUCAGAUGAGUAAUUUUUAGAUAAGGAGACUGAGAUACUUCAUGUCCUCGGUUGUGAGAUCGACUCACCACAUCUUCUAGAGUUUGUUCUCUUCUACAUAAAGCUCAUCAAGUUCUACAUCUAAGAACUGAUGGGAAAUAAACUUACCCAGCAGAUAGCUACUUACAUCGAUAGUUGUGAAGAAUAUGCAGUGAUGUAUGUGAGAGUGUGCAUCUGUGACAUGAUUAUGAUGUCAAUAAAACCUUCAAUUUUGGCAGCUACAUCAAUAGUCUACGGACUCUUUGUCUCAUAUAGAAACUAUAUGAAAAGUCUUAAGAGAGGAGAAAAGCCUCUAUAUGGAGAUUAAGAGAUAAAGACUGUUGUAUUUGCUUGGAAUGAAAUAUCUUCAAAAUUGCUACAAGAAGCUAAUCCUAAUGAGCUUGAUGAGUUCAUGAGAGAGAUUUCUGAGAGGCUUAGUUAUAUUGGCUAUAAAUAUGGAAAAGAACUUGAGCAUAUUUUUGUAAAGGAACUAAUGGACUAGCUGCCUAAAUUCAAUGAGUAAUGGAAUGAAAAAAUAUUCAAUCAAUUCAUGAGCUUAGUUGACAACCCUGAUCUCCAUUUGAGUUAUGAGGCUGAAUCUCCUGCAGAUCAAAGCUCAAUAAAUGAAAAUUUGAAUUAGUCACUUCUUAUUAUUCAAGAGGGCUAAGUAUAAGAGGUAAUAUAAUAAAAUGUGGAAAAUUUACAAGAUGCUGGAAAUAUUCAAUAAUUAGAACAACAGGAGGAAAAUCCAAAAUCUAUAAAUAUCACUGCAGAGCUUAUCAUCGAAUAAGCUUCAGAGUUGAAUCACGGAUAAGAUGUUUCCUAGGCCUAGGAUCAGUCAGUCUAAGUUAUAAAUUAAGUUGAACAAGUAUAUGAAGAGGUCAAAGAUUUGCAAAUGGAUGAAGGUAAUUAAUAAGUAAACAUGGAUAUGAAUUUCAGCGUUGCCAAUGUUGAAGAGCAGUAAACUUCUUAAUAAGUUAGCAUGAUCAAAGUAAAUAUCAAUGAUAAUCCAUCAUCUGAAUUAAGCCAUUAAGAAAAUGAGCAUCAGUAAAAUUAAUCUGAGGGAGUGGAUAAUUAGAAUGAAUCUUCAUAAGUGAACAUUGAUAAAACUUUUCAUACUGCCCAGGAAUCAGCAGAAUUCUUUGAUGCAGCUGAAGUUCAAAAUUAUCAGGCUGACAUUAUGGAUAUAGUGAUACCUAAGCCAGAAACCUUUAUGCAAAAAAGACUGAAAGAGUAUGAAAUGGAGAUGUACGACUAGUUCGGCUCUUCUUCCCUAGAUUGGAAGCCAAAACUUUCUAAAUUAGAACAGGCUAAAAUAAAUGCUAUAUAGAACAGAAAUGACUAACAGAGAUCAAAGACUAGAGAUACAAAGGAAAGGCAUUUAGAAUCAUGGAAGAUCGAGGGAGAAUAAGUACCAUCAUUAGACAGUUUAUUGUCAACAUCAAAGGCCAAAAUGACUAAAUUAGAGUAAGAAAAGGAGUAGUUGAAGAAGUCCGCGCUAUAGCCAAUCUAAAUAAACUUGCAAAGAAAUAUAGCAAACACUCCUCACAAUCAGAAUGUAUUGAUGGAGGAUAGCAUUAAGAAAAAGAGCAAGCUUGAGUUAGAGAAAGAAAAUUCUAAGAAGAGAGUCUUCGGGGAGAUUUCAAACAAUGACUAAGAAUCAACUUCUUCUCUUCAUGGGGCUACUUAGUCUAAAAGAGCCAAAUUGAAUGACUAUGAAACUUCAAGUGGAACUGGAUUUAUGUCUGAUGCAAUUAGGAAGAAGUCCAGAUUAGAACUUGAAAAAGAAGCUGCUAUAAAAGCAAGAAAUGAAGAAAAAGAGAACAUUUUGAGGUCGAUCAACUAGCACGGCCUUGUAAUGAAAUUUGACCCAAUGGAUUAACCUUUCAGAAAUUCUAAGUCCCCUAGGAGUAAUUUUACUAGCAAACAUCAAAGAUCUUCAGUUAUGCCAAAAUCUGACACCAACUUGCUUUUGAAGAGAGAUUCUAAGUCAUCAUUGAGUGAUAAACAGAUUAAGACUGUUGAUAUUAAAGCAAAGAAUGUCAAUGGAUUUAAGGAUAAUGUAGUGCAUGAAGUAGACCCUGCUCUUGAAUAAACUAUGAUUUUAAAAUGA
This is a messenger RNA of Stylonychia lemnae, 3051 nucleotides long. The record is from the annotation of a GenBank genome assembly. NCBI's taxonomy places the organism in Eukaryota, Ciliophora, Spirotrichea, Sporadotrichida, Oxytrichidae.